AUGCCCAGCCCAGGGCGUGCAGCAACGCCAGCUCUAGGGCCGAACAGGCCUUGGCGACUCCUGCUGCACCUGGCCAAACACCAGGUCGAGCCUGCAGGCACCAUGACCGGGGCGGCGGUGCGGCGCCUGGGGCGCGUGGGGCACUGGGACCUGGCGCUCUGCUUCCAGCGGAGGAGUCUUCUGGUCUUCAAUAGCGCCAUCAACGCGUGUGCCAGCUGCAGCCUGCCCGGCAAGGCGCUUCGCCUGCUGGCGGAUCUGCGGCGCGGCGCCUGGCAGCCGGACGCGGCCUCCUGGAGCGCCGCCGUGUUUGCGGCAAGGAAGAGUUGGCGGACAGCCAUGGGCCUCGUCACACAGCUCAGGCGCCAGCUCUGCUGGGACCUUGACGUGCGCGUACGUCGCGGCCAAAGCUGCGCGGUGCUGGGCGCAGAAUGCUACCUGGGCGCCAGCAACGCCGCCCUGAAGGCCUGCGCACUGGGCAAGCGCUGGCGCAACGCCCUGGACCUGCUGACGAACCUCUGGCGCUGCGGGGUUCGUGGGAACCGCGUCACCGCCGCGCUGGGCUCACCCUCGAGGAGGUUGGCGCGCGACGGGUGGCGCCAACAGCUGCGCUGGCUGCCCAUGGCGACGGAAGCGGACUGGAUGCAAGCGCUCAACCUGCUGUCCGCCGAUGUGAUGCCGGAUCCUGCUGGGCCACACCAAAGCUGGCAGAGGAGCUGA
Molecule: messenger RNA, 717 nt
Organism: Effrenium voratum
Lineage: Eukaryota; Dinophyceae; Suessiales; Symbiodiniaceae
Source: the annotation of a GenBank genome assembly